Messenger RNA from Myiozetetes cayanensis, 5644 nucleotides. It is a transcript of the gene CGN, whose product is annotated as cingulin. Gene Ontology annotation, cellular component: myosin complex. Lineage: Eukaryota; Metazoa; Chordata; Aves; Passeriformes; Tyrannidae. The record is from RefSeq and is a predicted model, not a curated record. The transcript has 21 exons. Bases 1521 to 5279 code for a protein of 1252 amino acids.
GGCGGUGCCAGCUCGCCGUUGUCACCGUGAUUGAUCCCCUCCCGCCGUUGUCACCCGGCCCUGGUGACGCAGGUGCCCUGGUUUCGGGUUCCUCCGACCUGGAUCACGUGGAUUUAUUGGGAAUUUCAGGCUCUGGAAGGUUGUGGCAGAGCAGGAAGAGCCGGUUGGUGCCAGUGCCAGGGCAUGGCUUUGCCCAAAAUCCUGGACUUUGGCCCCGUGGGUAAACACAGGGAGCCAGAGGUGCUGGAAUUUGGGGGAAAUCCUGGUGGAAAAGAGGCUGGAGGCCAAAACCAGCCGGUCUGGAAGUGGUUUGGGAUAACCCAGCAGCUUUGGCUCCGAGAUGGGGAAAACCUCAAUGGAAAACAUCCUAAAUGGGUGCCAAAACCCAGCUGUUUUGGCUGGAAGUGGUUUGGGAUAAUGGAAACAGCCCGAGUGGUGCCAGGAGCCCCAAACCAGCUGGUGUGGAAAGUGGUUUGGGAUAAUCCCGCAGUUCCUGCUGGAUUUGGGGUUGGCCCCUGCUCAGCUCUGGCUGCCUGGUGGUCCCAUUCCCUGCCUGGGCACGGCUCAGGAUUGGGGAUCAGCCCAUACCCUGCUCCCAGCACCCUUCCCUGGGUGGUGGGGGGAGCCAGGGCAGCUCCAGCCUCUUUUUCCAGCUCCAGCCUCUUUUUCCAGCGCCCGCCUGCGAAUUGCAAAACAACUUUCUGGGUUAACGUUGUCGUCGGGCGGCACAAAGGGCUCAUUGUGAGCGCCGCUGGCUCGGGGCCAUCCCGGCUCUGCCACUCCAGAGGUGCCUGACUGGCCUCUCCCCCUGCCACGAACCCCCCCAUCCCUCUGCCCGCCCACCCCGAGCCGGGAUUCAGGUGUUUUGUGGCGCCCCGGGGACAAAUCCCAGCCUAUUUUUAGCCCCAAUUUCCGGCUCCUUCCUUGUGGUUUGCGGUGAACUCCCCUCCCGGGGCUGUGUUUCCAGGCCCGAGUUGGGUGGUGUUGCUUUCCCACAUAGGAAUGUGAUCCGGCUGCAGCCCUUUAUCUGCCAGAGAGCUGGAGCCUUUCCAGAAGGAGGGAGGAAUUCCUGGGAGAUUACCGGGCCUGGCUCACCUGCUCCCUCCCAGCUCCCCCCUCCUCGUGAGCGCUGCCCAGAGCCCCCCAAACGGUGCAUCUCGGCUCAGGUGGGGAGGGCAAAGCCUCUCCCUGUGGUUUCUUGGGAGAACAAAACAAAAAAAAAAAAGUGGAUCAUCCUCCUGGCCAGCUGGGAUUGAGCCCAGUGCCAUCCCCGACUGUGUCCGACCCCCGUGGUUUUCCACCACCUGCUUCCCACCCGUGCCAGGCCGGAUGGUGGGACGGAGCCUUGGCUGUGGGAUGAUGCUGUGCCGGCCCUCACCGCCCAUCCAAAGGUCUCCCUGAGCCGGGAGCUGCACCCAGAGCUCUCCCAGUUCCCACCCCAAUCCAGGUGAGAGGGCUGAGCCCUCUCCCCGCCCGGUGCCGGGGAUUCGUCACCGGCUGCACUUUGGACACCGGCGGCCAUGGAAUAUUCUGAGUCCGGUGCCAAAGCCGCUUCCCAGCCCCAGGUUUCCCACUGCAGGACCGCCGAGCCCGCGGGGAUGGAGCGGCCGGCGGGGAUGGAGAAGCAGAGCCCCGUGGAUUACGGCGUGCAGAUCCGCUUCAUCAACGACCUCCAGGAGCCCCGCAGACCCCCGAAGCCGCGGGGCAAGCCCGGCUCUUACGGCGUGGCCGUGCGGGUCCAGGGCAUCGCCGGCCAGCCCUUCGUGGUGCUCAACAGCGGCGACAAGGGGGGCGAGUCUUUCGGCGUGCAGAUCAAGAGCGAGGGGUCCUACCCGAGCCCCCCCUGGCCCUCGGGCUCCGUCAGCUCCGACUCGGACCUGCCGGAGAAUCCCUACGCGGGGCGGCAGAUCCGGCACGGCUCCUACAGCACCUCGGAUGAGGAGGCUCCGGGGGGCUCGGGGGGCUCCCGGCGGGACCCCCAAGCCGCGGCGGGCAGGCGGGUGGCCGGCGAGGAGCUGCGGAGGACACAGUCCCACGGGGACCUGCUCAGCGCCACCGGGGACGAGCCCGCGGCCGGCGGCAUUCCCGGGAUUCAGCAGCAGCAGCAGCAGCAGCAGCAGCAGCGGGCCCUGGCCGGUGGGAAGAGCGGCAUCGCCCCGGGGCACAAAACCACGAGGGCAGCGGGAAAGGAGCCUUGCUCGGACACGGAGGUGGCCGGCGGGGACGUGGACACCAAGCCGCUGUCCUCGGUGGAUUCGCUGAUCAGCAAGUUCGACGGGAAGGUGCAGCAGCAGCGGGGAAGGGCAGCCAGGAGAGGCCGCAUCCCCUCGGCCGAGAGGAAGCGCUCCCAGAGCCUGGACGGCCGCGUGGCCCACCGGGAUGUCCCGGACACCCGCGGCACUCGCCCCCAGCCCUCGGGGCCCAGCGGCAGCCGGAGCCCCACGCGUGGAUCCGCGGGGAUGGAGGGGGAAGGGAUGAAGAUCCAGCGGGGAAUUCGGGCCGCGGAGGAGCAGAGCAAAGCCCGGGCAGAGCUGCAGCUCAAAUCCACCCCGGACCUGCUGCGGGAUCAGCGGGAGGUGGCCCAGCCUGGCAGCAGUGAACACCCCAAGGAGCUCAUCUACAGCAUCCUGAAGGAGGGGAGCAGCGAGAGCGAAAUCUCCCUGAAGAGGAAAACCGCCCGGCUGCUGGAGAAGAUGCAGGAGCUGGCGGUGCCCCCCAAGGACAUGGCGUGUUCCCAACCCCAGCACAGGGAACUGGCCAGGAAGGUGGAGGAGCUGCAGGAGAAGCUGGAUGAGGAGACCAAGCUCCGCCAGAAGCUGGAGCUGCCCGGUGGCCCCUCCCGGCUCCGGGAGGCCGAAACGGAGACCCAGCGGCUCCGGGGGGCUCUGGAGAAGAAAAACCAGGAGCUGCAGAGGAGUUUGCAGGAGCUGAAGGAGGUGAAAUCCUCCAAGGAGCAGGUGGAGAGCCGGCUGGGGGACUGCGAGGAGCAGCUCCUGGCCACGCGCCGGGAGCUCGAGCGGCUGCGCCAGAGCUCGGGAGCUUCCCCGGACGCCGAAUCCCUGUACAAGGAGCUGCUGGAGGCCCGGGAGGAGCUGGAGGAGGCCCUGAGCUCGCGGCAGAGGCAGGAGGAGCAGCUGCGGCUGCGGGAGCGGGAGCUGACGGCGCUCAAGGGGGCCCUCAAGGAGGAGGUGGCCACCCACGACAGGGAGCUGGAGAGGGUCAGGCAGCAGUGCCAGAGCGACAUGGACCAGCUGAGGAGGAGCAUGGAGGGCAUCUCGCAGGAUAAAGCCAACCUGGAGUCAGAGAGGCAGAAGGUGAGCGCGGUGGUGAGGAACCUGCAGCGGGAGCUGGAGGAGAGCGCGGAGGAGACGGGGCACUGGCGGGACAUGUUCCAGAAGAACAAGGACGAGCUCAGGAGCACCAAGCAGGAGCUGCUGCAGGUGAAGCUGGAGCGGGAGGAGUUCGAGGAGGAGCUGCGGGAGCUCCGGGAGCGCUUCCAGGCCGCCCGCGAGGAGGCCGAUCAGGCCCGGAGCAGCACCGCCGAUCCCGAGGAGCUGGAGGCCCUCAGGAAGGAGCUGCGGGAGGUGCGGGAGGCGCGGCGGGAGCUGGCGGAGGAGCGGCAGGGCCGGGAGGAGCGGCUGCGGGAGCGGGAGCGGGAGCUGCUGGCGCUGAGGGGGGCCCUGAGGGACAAGGAAUCCGACCGGGAUGAGGAGCUGGAGCGGCUCCGCAGGGACCUGCAGCGGCUCCAGGAGGAGCGGGACGAGGCCGCCAAGGCAAAGGCGUCCCUGGAGAGCGCCCGGGAGGCGUCGGAGCAGGCGAGGAAGGCGGUGGAGGGCAGCCUGCGGGAAGUGCAGGAGCAGAACGACGACCUGAGGAGGAAAUUCCUGGGCAUGGAGACGCAGCUGAAGGAGUACGAGCGCCUGGGAGAGAACUGGGAGGGCUCCCAGGCGCGGCUCAAGGAGAAGGUCACCAAACUGGAGGCAGAGCGCAGGCACAUGGAGGAGUCGCUGGGAGAGGCCACGGAGCGGGAGCAGGAGCUGCUGUUGGCCAAGAGGUCCCUGGAGACGCGGCUGGAGGAGGCCGAGAGGAGCCUGGCACGGCUGGCACAGGAGCACCAGGACCUGAGCUCGUCCCUGCAGGAGGAGCAGCGGCAGAAGGAGCAGCUCAAGCGCUCCAAGAACGAGCUGGAGGAGCAGAAGCGGCUCCUGGACCGCACCACCGAGAAGCUCAACAGAGAGCUGGAGCAGAUGACGGCGGAGUCCCAGAGCUCCCUGGGCGCGCUGAGGUCGCAGCUGGAGGAAUUCAAGGAAAAAUCGCGGAGGGAGAUCACGGACUCCCAAAAGCAGGCCAAGGACCGCGGGGCCGAGGUGGAGAAGAUGCAGCUCAGCCUCGGGCGGCUGCAGGACGAGGUGUCCCGGCUCAAGCAGGCGCUGCAGGAGAGCCAGGCCGAGCGGGACAACGUCCUGCUGGACAAGGAGGUGCUGCUGCAGCGCCUGCACAACCUGGAGCAGGAGAUGGAGGCCAGGAAGCGCUCGCAGGACGAUCGCUCCCGCCACCUCAAGGCGCUGGAGGAGAAGUCCAAGCGGCUGGAAGUGGAGCUGGAUGAGGAGAGGAGCACGGUGGAGCUGCUGACAGAGAGGGUCAACCGGAGCAGGGACCAGAUCGACCAGCUGCGGGCAGAGCUGCUCCAGGAGCGCUCCAGCCGGCAGGACCUGGAAUGUGACAAGGUGUCGCUGGAGCGGCAGAACAAGGAGCUGAAGAACCGCCUGGCCAGUUCCGAGGGGCAGCACAGGCCCAGCAGCAACAUUUCCCAGCUGGAAGCGCGGCUGGAGGAGCUGCAGGACCAGCUGCAGGCAGAGGAGAGGGAGAAGAACGCCCUGCUCUCCUCCAACCGCAAGCUGGAGAGGAAGGUGAAGGAGCUCACCAUCCAGAUCGACGACGAGCGGCAGAACGUCAGCAACCAGAAGGACCAGCUGAGCCUGCGGGUGAAGGCCCUGAAGCGCCAGGUGGACGAGGCCGAGGAGGAGAUCGAGCGCUUGGAAGGCGCCCGGAAAAAGGCGCAGCGGGAGCUGGAGGAGCAGCACGAGCUCAACGAGCAGCUGCAGAACCGCGUCAAGGCGCUGGAGAAGGAGGCCUGGCGCAAAGCGGCGCGCUCGGCCGCCGACUCCUCGCUGCAGGACGAGCAGCUGAGCUCGGACGAGGAGUUCGACAGCGCCUACGGGCCCUCCUCCAUCGCCUCCCUGCUCAACGAGCCCAACCUCCAAACCAGCUCCUGCUGACAACUUCGGGUCAGCCGUGGGUGCUGCUGCUGCUGCUGCUGCUGCUGCUGCUCGAGGAGAAACUCUUCCAAGGGCAUGAAGGAAGGAGGGGUGGGAACCCCCUGGGGGAUCCCCCCCAUGGACACUGUUCUCAGCUCUUUAUCUUCGUACGGGUCUCAGGGCGUGUUUGCACCGCGGUUUUGGGGGGUUUGGGGGGGACCUGCUCACCGUCCCUGUUGUGGCCUGGGUGACCAGGACACCAUGGCCCCCGGGUUCAGGGUCCCGUGGGGGUAUCUGGGGACCCCCCCCGGGUGGGGUCACCCCGGUUUAUUUUUCUAUGCAGCCCCCCCCCCAAGCGCUGUUUUAAAUAAACCCCCGCAUUUUAA